Messenger RNA from Strongylocentrotus purpuratus (purple sea urchin), 5683 nucleotides. Its product is annotated as lysine-specific demethylase RSBN1L. NCBI's taxonomy places the organism in Eukaryota, Metazoa, Echinodermata, Echinoidea, Camarodonta, Strongylocentrotidae. The record is from RefSeq and is a predicted model, not a curated record. Gene Ontology annotation, cellular component: nucleus. Bases 46 to 2358 code for a protein of 770 amino acids. The transcript has 5 exons.
UUUUAUCACUUGCGCUACUUGACUGCAUUUUUCGUUCAGAAAAACAUGGCAGAUGACGAAGUCAUAGCGAAGCCUGAAACAGGCUUCACUUCAGAUGUGGAAAACAAGGCGCCUGAAGAAGGAAAUCCAAUCCCAGUUUUUUCAGAAGUGAAAAUAGAUAAUAUUCAAUCACCAGAAGGAGUCUUGAGCAGUCCAGAAUAUGGGAAAAGGCGAAGGGUGCAGCAUGACUACCGACGUUUGUCGAGUUCGGGUUACAUGGAGGACAUGUACAAUGACUAUCGGCAACGGUAUUCGAGUACAAGCGACCCAGAGCUUUCCCCGUCGCCCAGCAGGCAGAAACACAGACCUUCAAGUCGGGGAGAUGAACCUGCUGAAGGAAAACCUGUCAUCACUCAAGGAACAACUACCACAUCACCUGCCAGGAUUGUGAAGAAAGAUGGGUUAUGUGAGCUCAAGCUUCAUAUCAAGAAGUCUGACAUCAUCUCUCACAAGCCCAAGAAACACCACAAGCAUCACCGCCAUCAUCGGGGUCAUCAUCACCAUCGUCACCACCACCAUCAAACCCAUCAUCAAAACCAGAAAGAUGGUGCCGACAAUGGGCAUGAAGGAACAGCAGACAUCCCGACCUCGCCUACCCAAGUUUCAUCAUCUCCUUCUCCCUCACCCAUGAAGCAGGCUCCCCAUUCUCAGCCAGAGUCUCCUUUAUUCUUCAAUAAGGUCAAAAGUCCUGAUAGCAAUCAUUCAAAUCAGUUUUUCUUAGACAAAGAAUACAGUGUUGGUGUGUUCGACCAAGAAACCAGUCAGGAAAAGAAGUCAAAUUUUUCAAAGUACAUUCAUAUUGAACAUCAACCAAAUGGUGAUGCUUCUGUCGUUCACGUGUACGCUCAGGAAAUUGCGCAUUUUAAAGACGAUGAGAUGCAGCAGUUUGUUGAGGAAUAUUUUGAAAUUGUCUUCGGGGAAAAGACGGAAGGUGUCACUGAACAUGUGAUGGGGAUAGUGCAUGAUGCAGCCACGUAUAUGCCAGAUUUCAUCGGUUACUUUGCAGCCAAUCACCCACAGACGAUCGUCAAACGUGAGCUAAUGGGCAAGUCUGACAUUGUAUCCACCACCAUGCCUGAGUACUAUGCAGAGGUCCAGAAGACAUACUGUAAUGGCACCUGCAGGUCAGGGCCACUCCUGCAGAUGAGUCUGGUGGGUACUGUCAAUGAGGAGGUGGGGGAUUACUUUGAACACUUUCUUUGCAUCCUAGAGGAGAAUCCAUUCUUGAAGCAUUCCAUGCCUUGGGGUCCUAUGUCUGCAGAGAAGAUGGAGUCCAGGAAAGAGAGUAAUGAUGGACCAAUUCUGUGGGUUCGUCCUGGUGAGCAGCUUGUUCCUCCAGCUGAUUUGCCAAGGUCGCCAAUGAAGAAAAGAAGAACUGGCCUGAAUGAGCUGAAGAACCUUCAAUACCUACCUCGUGUAUCUGAACCUCGGGAAGUAUUGGUAGAGGAUAGGACUCGCUGCCAUGCUGAUCAUGUUGGUCAAGGUUUUGAUAGGGUCACCACGGCUGCUGUAGGAGUCCUAAAAGCAGUACAUGUCAAUGAUUAUGGGGGACCUAACAGAGAAGUGAAAGAUGUGAUUGCAUUCCAUUCGGCUAGUUUUGUUGAUGUCACAGAAGCCAUGCAGCUGGACCUACAUGAACCUCCUGUUUCACAGUGUGUACAGUGGGUGGAAGAUGCCAAGUUGAACCAGUUGAGGAGGCAAGGAAUCCGUUACGCCAGGAUCAGGCUGCGAGAUAACGAUAUCUACUUCAUCCCAAGGAAUGUGGUCCAUCAGUUCAAGACCGUCUCGGCCUGUACAAGCAUCGCAUGGCAUGUCAGGCUCAAGGUCUACUAUCCAGACCUGGAGGAGGAGGAGGAGGAGGAGGAUGAAAGCAGCGACCAGGAAGCUCUAAGACAAGGAGAGAGUCAUCCAGAGAGUGUCGAGGGGUCAGAGGGAAAGACUGAGGACAUGGCAGUUAAGCCAGAGGAAGUGGCAAAGACAAAAGCAACGGUGGAGACGGAAGCAGCAGUGAAGACAGAAGCAGUGGUGAAGCCUGAAGAUGUGCUGAUGAAUAACGUUGAAGACAUGGAUACAAGUGAAGCUGUUCUGGAGAAGGAGGAUGAACGAAAAGAGGACAGAGCACAGGAGGUUGAGAUGGAGCCAAGGGAUGCUCAGAUGGCAAUAGAUGCCAUCCCUGCAGAUCCGGUUUCCAAAGAAGUGGAAUCUCCUCCUCAGGAAGCAAUAAGCGAGAAGAGAAUUCCUGAACCAGAGGUUGACAAGGUCACACGUGAGAGUGAGCCGGUGAUGGACUUGACCACACCCAGCCCUGAGAGUAAGUGAUUGUGUAGUUUACAAGUUUUGAGAAGCACAGUGCAUCUGAUUAAUAGAGAAUAUCUUCCACUUUUUUAGGCCUCCUUUAGCUUCUUGUGAACAUGUUCUAUCUUCAGUGCUUUUUAUUUAAAAUUCCUGAUGAGUGCUAUUUCUUUCAAUGAUAUAUGAUUGGAUAGAUAGAUGGAUAUGUGGAUGGAUGAAUGUCAAUAUUAAUAAUCUUCUCAGGUAUCAUCUACCAAUUACAUGCACAUGAUGUGUCUUUGUACUGUAGAUUGCUGUAAUUCAUAUCCUUUAUUACCAACCAGUGGAUGAUCCUGUAUUUCUUUUGAUGAAUAGGGUUGUGAUGUGAUGUGAUGAUCCUAUUCAGAUGAAAUGGAUUUGAGACUGAGUUAUAUAUGUUUUGAUCUUUUACCCCGUGUGAAGCCCCCUUAAAAUGCUAUCAUUUCAGAACAUUGAUCUUUUACCUUCAUUCACACCUAAAAGCAGCCUGGCAACGUUUUAUUUUAUAAUAUUCCAUGGAAAUGAAAUGCGAUAUCUGCCCUAAAUUUUUUGUUGUUGUUGUUAUAAACUCUCACUCCAUGACCAGGGAGCCCCAAAUUGAACAUACACAGGUGUGUGUAUUCAGUUCUUCAGUAUUUGCAAACUUUUUUGUAAAACCAUGUUCACUAUUAAAGUUCAGUCAUGUCACAUUUGAGCUUGAACGUUGAUUUAAAUUCUAAAGUUUACAAUACAUGUAGUAGCGCUGUUUAAUUUGUAAAUUGUCCAUGACUUAUCAGGUAAUGACAUGUAUAUCCACAUUUUCUAAGUAUUUCAUAGUCUGUUCUUGCCUCCUAGUUUGGUCACUUUCUUGACCAAAUCCAUGGUGAAUCAUGCAGAUGGGCUUCACAGAACAUUUUCAGAAACAACAUUUUUCAGAAAUUUCACUGAAAUUUGCUGAAAAUGUUCCAGAUCUCUAUGAGUUGAAAGUGAAGAUGGCAUCUUUAUUCAAGUUUGCUUGCAUAUAAUAUGUGUAUUUUUAAAUUGAUCUCUGGCCCAUGAUAUGAUUUACAUGUAACAGCAAUCAUUAAGCUUUGGCUAACUUGAAUUUAAAAUGAUAGAAAUGGUCAUUGAUACCAUAAAUGAAAACAUGAGAGGCUUUUUAAAGUUGAAAUAAAGAGCAGAGAAAGCCAUUCACUGUUUUAUUAAGGCACUUGUAUUCUUUUCUUUCUUUUUUGUUGUUUAAAAAGGAGAUUUUGAAACUAUUCAAGAAAUUACAUUGAACAUUUGUACUGAAGGUGGCACUUUAUUUAAAAGAAGAAUUAUGGAAAAGAAAUUGAUGUCCAAGUAAUUUUUGUAACAGGAAACUAGAUACAAUAGGAAUUCCUUGAACUCGUAUUAGAAAUUAAAUUAUUUAUUAUUCAUAUUGUGCAGUGGUGUUCAUUGUUUACAUUUCUACCAUAUUUAUUAUAAUAUUUGCAUUUUAUUUGUUUGUAAAUUAUUAUCUUUUGAAUCGUACUAUCAUGGAGGACAAACCUAUUUAAUAAAAUCCAAAUGUCGCUGAAUGUGCUUGCAGCUUUAGGCUAUGAUUCUAUUGUGGCUUUGGGUGCUACUAAUUGUUAUGAUAAUUUUAUUUUUCAAGAUUGAGAAGAGAAAUAGAAAUUCAUGAUGGUUUAAAACAAUUAGGAGAAUUCUCCUUAUUUGAACAGUCUAAUUAAAAUUAUCAUUUGCUGAUUUGAGAUUCACAUAGAUUUGCUGACCACAUCUUCAAAAUUAAAAAAUGAGAUUAAAACCCUAUGGUAAUUGAUCUGUUGCUUUCUUAAACACUAUGUACUGUACAUUUAAAUUAAAAGAUCGCAACAUGCCCGUCACCUAUUGUAAAGUGCGAACAUAACAGUAAGGUAUUACGGUACAUAAUCCAGACAUGGCUUUCCUGGGACAUACAAUAGGGAAUUGAAAUCGCCCUUGAGCCGAUUGAAAGAAUAGUUGUGAUUUUGAUGUACUACACUUUACGUACAUGUACAUGUAGACAUACCCUUUCCGUUAUUUGAAAUUAUCUCUAUGUACAUGUUCAUGUACUGUACAUGUAUGCUGUGAUGAAGCACUAAAUCCAUCAUAAUUCAAUUUAGUAGGACUUCAUUUCCCCUAUCAAAAAAUAUUAAUAGAAAAUAAAACCAAUAUCUAUCAAAAAUAUAUAUGUAUAAAGAAACCCAAAAUUUCAUGCUUAAGUUAGUGUUUAGGGGCCCUUUUCCAGGUAGCUGUCAAUUGUUCUUGUAAAGGCAGUAAGUCGGAAGUAGCCCCUAUACUCUUUUGUCAUGUUGCUUAUUUCCUCUUAGGCCUCAGUGUUGUACAAUGUACAUGCAACAGUGAACAAUUGGUAAAUUAGUGUUGUGUAUGAUUCAUUUAAUUAAGAGUGUUGAAGUCUGAGUAAUACAGAUGUUUGCAUGCUGUGUUCUUGCAAUUCUCUGUAGGGGUUACAUCCUAUAAGCCUCUUCAAUGCCUUUCAUUUCAGCUUUUCUCUAAUUAAUCAAUGGAAAUAAGCUUUUAAAUUCAAUCCUUAUUUUGACGGUUUUUUGACCCGCUUGAGUUGGUAUUGAAAGAGGGGGGGGGGGGGGAAUUCAUUAUUUCCACGAUUGCAGCAUACAUGAAGAUGCAAGCAUAUUAAAGUACUGUAAUACUUGCUUAGCAAAGCAAUGUAUUAGUACAUGUAACAUGUAGUCCUAAAACCUUCUUUGAUUAUUUGAUUUUAAAGUAUUGUGAUGUUUAGAUUAAAAAAACUGUUACAAAUGAAUAUAUUUUGUAUUCAAGUAUCAAUUUUUGUUGACAUGUUAUCUUUAUUUUCUAUAGGUGCACUUGUAGUCUUGCAGCCACCAUGUGUAAAAUUGCAUGGUUGCUCUGAGGAUGUAGUUCAUACAUAUAUACAUGUACAUGUGUGCAUACUACAUGUACAUGUACAUAUAAUACAUCCUGCAAAUUUGUUAUUUAUUGGGAAAUUCCCUUGAGCCCAUUUCUGGCAGUAUUUAUUUGUGUUCAAUGUUAUUUCAGCUGUGAUACAUGCAUUUGCACAUCAAUCUCUAUACAUGAAUUUGACUGAUAUAUUUAUUGGCAUUUUUUGUAAUUUAUAAUAUAUUUCCACUAUGCCUAUUGAGUAAAAAAUGCGUCUUAUAUGGUACAUGUAGAAACAGUAAAAUGCUAUACUGCCUUUCCACGACAAAACAGCAUACUGGUACCUAUAUGUACAGUACAUGUAACUGACAUUUUUGUGUUUCUGAGACAGAAGAAACGUGCAUUUCAUUUUGCUGUUAACAGUGUUUUAAUGUUUUUAUUCAGUGUUGACUUAUCACAAUAGGUAAUUACA